UUAAUAUAAGUAAGGGGUGUUUUUUAUUGAGGUAUAGAACUUUAAGUUGGCAUCACUUUUUUAACUGGCGGCCAUUUUGUCAGCUGUCAAGUGAUUAAUAUUUAGUUUGGUUUGCCAUUUCAUCAUGAACAGGUUGACAAAAGAACAACGCUUGCAAAUCGUGCAAAUUUAUUUCGAAAAUAAUGGUUCAGUUCGCGAAGUUUACCGCAAGCUCCGUCCAUUUUAUGGUCGACAUAAUCGUCCAUCAGAGCAAUUAAUUCGGUUAACCAUGGAUCGUUUUCGCACUACGUUUACUCUAUGUGAUAAUACGCAUCCGCAGAGACGUCGAACAGUGCGCACCGAAGAAACAAUUGCCGCUGUAGAGCAAAGUGUUGAAGAGGACCCGAAUGAAUCGAUUCGCCACCGUGCACAGCAAUUGGAGCUUUGUCCAUCAACUUUAUGGAAGAUUUUGCGCAAAGAUCUUGGCUUGCGACCUUACAAGAUCCAGCUUGUGCAAGAAUUAAAGCCGCGAGACCAUGCAAUGCGUCGUGAUUUUGGUGUAUGGGCCGAAAAUGAGAUUGAUCUCGAUGCUGAUUUUCAUCGCAAAAUUUUGUUCAGUGAUGAGGCUCAUUUUUGGUUGAAUGGCUACGUCAACAAGCAAAAUUGCCGCAUUUGGAGUGAAGAGAAUCCACAUGAGACCCUUGAGACGCCAUUACAUCCACAAAAACUGACUGUUUGGUGUGCUCUAUGGGCUGGUGGAGUCAUUGGGCCAUACUUCUUCCGAAAUAAUGCUGGAGAGUCAGUUACCGUUAAUGGAGACCGGUAUAGAGCCAUGAUAACCGACUAUUUUGUUCCCGAAUUGGAUGGCAUGAAUGUGGAUGAGUUGUGGUUCCAACAAGACGGCGCUACAUGCCACACAGCGCACGUCACAAUCGAUUUAUUGAAGGAAACAUUCGAUGAGCGCAUAAUUUCGCGGAAUGGACCUGUCAAUUGGCCACCAAGAUCGUGUGAUUUGACACCAUUGGAUUAUUUUCUUUGGGGAUAUGUGAAGUCGCUCGUCUACGCCAACAAACCAGAAACGUUAGGGGACUUGGAAGCCAACAUUCGUGGCGUUAUUGCCAACAUACGGCCCCAUAUGCUCGAAAAAGUGGUUGAAAAUUGGACCUGUAGAAUUGGCCUUAUUCGAGCCAGCCGCGGCGGCCACAUGCCCGAAAUCAUAUUUAAACGUUAAUGGCAUAAAAUUAUCCUUCCAAUAAAGCCAAAUUGAUGGACAUUAAAACGAUUUUCUUGUGUUUUAUUUCAAUUCGAAGUU
Molecule: messenger RNA, 1291 nt
Organism: Maniola jurtina (meadow brown)
Lineage: Eukaryota; Metazoa; Arthropoda; Insecta; Lepidoptera; Nymphalidae
Exons: 2
Coding region: 125-1210 (361 amino acids)
Molecular function (GO): nucleic acid binding
Source: RefSeq, a predicted model, not a curated record